Drepanopeziza brunnea f. sp. 'multigermtubi' MB_m1 is the source of this 1809-nucleotide messenger RNA. RefSeq lists its product as uncharacterized. Gene Ontology annotation, biological process: tetrahydrofolylpolyglutamate biosynthetic process. The record is from RefSeq and is a predicted model, not a curated record. Gene Ontology annotation, cellular component: cytoplasm; mitochondrion; cytosol. Gene Ontology annotation, molecular function: tetrahydrofolylpolyglutamate synthase activity; ATP binding. Lineage: Eukaryota; Fungi; Ascomycota; Leotiomycetes; Helotiales; Drepanopezizaceae.
AUGGCGAUUCUCUUCCUCCCCACCUCCCUUCGCCAUGCCACCAUAGCCUUUUCACCCUGCGGGACCCAAUCCCUCCACCGCCGUUUCUCAACCUCUCCCCGCACCAUAUCCCCUUCACGUACCUACAAUGGCGCAUUGAAGCUCCUUGACUCUCUGCAGUCCAAUCGUGCGGUCACAACAUCGAUAUCGAGCUCGAGUGCUCCUGGCCAUAUGGACAAGAUCGCAAUCCCCGAGAUGCUUGAAUGGAUACGCAAAGCGGGGUACUCGGUCGAAGAUCUAGCAGCUCGCGGACUACGCGGUAUACACAUCGCGGGCACCAAAGGCAAGGGAAGCGUUUCUGUCAUGGUUGAGAAUAUACUGCUGCAAUACUGGCGUUCUGGCACCGUCAACGAUACCGGAAAAGCAAUGGGCAGGGUCGGGCUGUAUACAUCACCGCAUCUGAUACACGUUCGGGAACGGAUACGGAUUGACGGCUUGCCGAUUUCAGAAGUGUUGUUUAAGCACUACUUCUAUGAACUCUGGGAUCGCUUUUCUGGUGCCGCGGGUGUUGGGAAUGUGGGAGAGAUGCCGGGGUACUUUCGGUAUUUGACGAUUAUGGCUUUCCAUGUCUUCAUGCAGGAGGGUGUGGAAAGUGCGGUGAUCGAAUGCGGGAUUGGAGGGGAAUAUGAUAGUACGAACAUCUUGCCUGCGGAAGCUGUGACGGCAAGUGGGAUUACGAGUCUGGGGAUCGACCAUAAGGGGAUGCUGGGGGAGACUAUCGGGGAGAUUGCGUGGCACAAGGGGGGCAUUAUGAGGAAGGGUGUGCCGGCUUUCACGGUGCCGCAAGAUCCUGCUGCCAUGUUAAUCUUGGAAGAGAGGGCCUUUGAGAAAGAGACGGGGUUGACGGUUGUGGAGCGGUUGCCGGCUUUGAAAAACGAUGAAGUGAAGCUGGGGCUGGAAGGAGACUUUCAAAAGGAUAACGCGAGUUUGGCUAUAGCUCUCGCAUCCUCUCAUCUCCGGACUCUAGGAAUCGCUAAAGAUACAUCGACAGAUCUUCCAGAACCCUUUAUAGCUGGCCUCGAAACUGUCUCCUGGCCCGCCCGCUGCCAAUACAUCCCAGACGGGAAUACGGAAUGGUUCGUAGACGGGGCACACACUACUGAAUCCUUAACCGCAACAGCCCAAUGGUUUCGCUCCCGCCUUACCCUCGCCAGCGCCUCUCCAAACCCUCCCACAGCAACAAUGCUGAUCUUCAACCAAGCAGACCGGGACGCGACAGCGUUACUCAAGGAUCUGAUGACCGCGCUGCAGGAUCAAGCCCUCCAACAGACGGACGUGGAAGAGCGGCGGCGUCUGGCUCCGCAGCGGUGCAAAUUCACCUAUGCGGCGUUCUGCACGAAUAAGGUGCGGAAGACUAAGACGGAGCAGGAUCUGACGGUGCAGAAGGAUUUGGCGAACGUGUUCACGAUGUUGGAUGGGAAUCAGUUAUGCGGGGUGUACGGGAGCGUGGAUGAAGCUGUGCAUCUGGCGUAUAAAGUCAGUAAGAGGGAGGGGGAGAGGGUAUUGGUGCUUGUCACGGGGAGUUUGCACCUAGCGGGUGGUGUGCUGAAAGUGCUCGAGAGGAAGAUGGAGGCGAGGGGGAAGCUCAUGGGAAAGAAGGUGGAGAAGCCGACGGGAAAGAACAUGGGGGAAAGAACAGGGGAGAAGACGGGUAUGAAGACUGAGAAGAAGCGAGAGAAGACAGGAAAGAAACUGACCGGAAGGCCGACGGAGAAACUUAGAGGAAAUAAAAGAGGCAAAACAGAGAGAAACGUCCGGAAUGCUAAAUGA